CAGUGACAGCUGCGGACAUCCAACACCAGUGUCAGGGCCUCGGUUCUCUUCAUUUUAGCGUGGUCACAGAACGGUGUCUGGGGGUGGCGGGGGGUCCCUGAGGGGGUGAGUGCUCCAGCACGCACAGGGUCUGUGCACCUCCUCGGGGCGUUCCAGCCCAUGUGUGGACAGUGAGUUUGAGAUGUGACAGCGGGACCCGUCACACACCACCCAAUGCCCAGAGCCAGGGGACCUGCAGCCAGGCUCAAAGGGGAGUGAGCUUUCCCUGGGGCCAGUCGGCCUGGUGGCACAGGACAGCGGGGGAGUCAGAGUCCCUGCGGGGCUUGUGGACCCCCACCCAGGUGGCUGUCCCCACCUGGCGCCUCUGACUCAGCAGGGCCGGCGGGUGGGGCAGAGAGGGUAUACGGUCGCCCAGUCCUGGGAGGCUGCGCUUGGGGUGGCCUUUGGGGUCUGAAUCCUGGGCACUGUCCCUGCUCGGGCGUGCCCCCUGCCGGCGGAGGGUGACAGAUGCUGCUGGCUCGGCGGUGAGAACCCUUCCCUGCCCCCCCCCACCACCACCACCGCUCAGAAAGCACACAUCAGAUUCCUUUCUAGAAAGCGGGCUUCCGGUAGAGUGACAGCCGUCCUCUGCUAGUACCGUGGAACAGAACUUUAUCCAGGUGCUCUGGAGUUGCUGGAUGACAUUUCCACCUAGCUGGGACUUGGGCGCCGUGGUAGUAUUUUGAAAAGACCGUUGCUAAGUGCGGAUGGCCAUCACACCUGUAUGCUCCUUGCGCUUUUCAAGGAAACAGCAGUGAGUCGGAGGAAGACCACAGUGCUGGGAGUGUGCAGGGCCAGGCCCUCCCCAGCACACACCGGGUGCCCGAUGCCAAGCUCCAGCCCCUGCACACCAAGAUGGACGUCAUCAAGAAAGGGCACGCCAAGGACAGCCAGCGCUACAAGGUGGACUACGAGUCCCAGAGCACGGACACCCAGAACUUCUCCUCCGAGUCCAAGCGGGAGACGGAAUACGGGCCCUGCCGCCGGGAGGUGGAGGACACGCUGAACCGACUCAAGUUCUUGGACAUGCUUAGCCCUAGGGGCAUCCACAUCCCCAACUGUGACAGGAAGGGCUUCUACAAGAAGAAGCAGUGCCGCCCCUCCAAGGGCAGGAAGCGGGGCUUCUGCUGGUGCGUGGACAAGUAUGGGCAGCCCCUUCCCGGCUUCGACGCCCGGGGGAAAGGCGACAUUCACUGCUACAGCAUGGACAGCAAGUAGACGCUGCUCGCCACUUAAUGUGGAGCUCAGAAACGCCUAAUUUUGCACAAAAGACUGCCAAGGACACGAUCAGCAUCUGGCUACAGCCUCAGUUUAUCUUUCUUUUUGUGGUGAAUUGAUUUUUCUUUUAGCCAAAGUUUAGAAGGAGCUGUUCGCAGCGCCUAGGGUUCUUGUAGAUGGUGAACCGGAGCGUCUUCCACUUCGCGGGAGUCGAUGAGACGCGGCCGGGUUUUUCUUCUUGCUUCCUCCAAACAUACGCGUACCCUGCAGCCCCGCGCGGCCGGCCCUCCCGCGUCCCGAAGCGCGCCCGCGUGUGCGCCCACGCAGCCCACCCUCCACUUCCAGACCCAGCGAGUGUCGCUUCUGUAGAGUGCACGCCUUGUCCCCACUCGGUAAAUGAGCACAGGCCUCGGCGAGGACAGGGAGCCCCGCAGCCUGGUGUCUGGACAUCCCGGUGCACCUGCCGGGGGCGGGGCUUACAGCCAGGAGGCCCGGCCCCGCUGAUCCUGGGGAUCUUCAAGUAGGCGCCCUGGGGGACAGCAGAGAGAAUAAGUGGAGUCUUACAUGUAAAAAAUAAAAAAAGACCAAGAAUGUU
Messenger RNA from Leptonychotes weddellii (Weddell seal), 1852 nucleotides. Lineage: Eukaryota; Metazoa; Chordata; Mammalia; Carnivora; Phocidae. The record is from RefSeq and is a predicted model, not a curated record.